AUGACGUCCAUCCCUACUACCCAGCAAGCCGCGCUGGUCGAGAACCCCGGCCCCGCGGCCAAGAUCGUCCACCGCGACGACAUCCCCGUGGCGACCCCCGGACCAAACGAGAUCCUGGUGAAACUCACCUGCACUGGCCUCUGUCAUUCGGAAAUCCGCGCCGUCCUCGGCUGGGGCCCCUAUAACGCCAUCGUCGCCCACGAAGGUAUCGGCACCGUGGUCCAGACAGGCCUGGAUGUAUCCCCGUCCAUGAUGCACCAGCGCGUCGGCAUCAAGUGGCUCUACAGCGCCUGCGGGAAAUGCUCCGUUUGCGCGCGCGGCUUCCCCAAUAACUGUCCCCACCAGUUGAACACGGGCCGCCACGUCCCUGGCACGCUGCAGCAGUAUGUCGUGGCCGACGCGCGAUACGUGUCCGCCAUCCCGGACGGUCUCUCGGAUGAGGUGGCAGCGCCGCUGCUCUGCGCGGGGCUCAGCAUGGCUGGGGCGCUGUCCAAGCUCGACGGUGAGGUCCAGGCCGGCGACUGGGUGGUGAUCUCGGGGUCCGGCGGCGGAUUGGGCCAUAUUGGGGUGCAGAUCGCCGCCCGGAUCCGUGGCUUCCGCGUUAUCGCCAUCGACCGCGGGGAUGCCAAACGAGCACUGAGUCUACAGUCGGGGGCGGAGGUGUUCCUGGACUACGAGGAAGAUGACCUCGUCCGGCGUGUGGCGGAGAUCACAGGGGAAGGGGCCCACGCGAUCCUCGUCGUGCCUGGCACCGAGGCGGCCUUCCAAGUCGCGCCCAGCCUGGUGCGGAACUUGGCGUCCAUUGUGUGCGUUGGUCUGCCGCCAAAUCAGUUCAAUCUGCCGAUCUCGGCGACGGCGUGCGCGGCACGAGGUCUGGUCAUCAAAGGGGCGUGUGUCGGGACGGAUGCGCAGAUGGACGAGCUGCUGCGGCAGGCGCUGGCCGGGAAAUUAACCCCUCUGGUCGAGGUGUUGGAGUUCUCGGAGACUGCCCGAGUGAUAGAGGGGUUGAAGACAGACACGAUCACGGGGCGAGUGGUUGUGAAGAUACCCCAAUGA
This is a messenger RNA of Aspergillus campestris IBT 28561, 1056 nucleotides long. Its product is annotated as zinc-dependent alcohol dehydrogenase. The coding region runs from base 1 to 1056 and encodes 351 amino acids. Gene Ontology annotation, molecular function: oxidoreductase activity. Lineage: Eukaryota; Fungi; Ascomycota; Eurotiomycetes; Eurotiales; Aspergillaceae. The transcript is spliced from 3 exons. The record is from RefSeq and is a predicted model, not a curated record.